Messenger RNA from Phyllostomus hastatus (greater spear-nosed bat), 7022 nucleotides. RefSeq names its product abhydrolase domain containing 2, acylglycerol lipase (gene ABHD2). The record is from RefSeq and is a predicted model, not a curated record. Bases 270 to 1547 code for a protein of 425 amino acids. Gene Ontology annotation, molecular function: acetylesterase activity; monoacylglycerol lipase activity. Gene Ontology annotation, cellular component: sperm plasma membrane; sperm flagellum. Gene Ontology annotation, biological process: sperm capacitation; medium-chain fatty acid catabolic process; acylglycerol catabolic process. The transcript has 12 exons. Lineage: Eukaryota; Metazoa; Chordata; Mammalia; Chiroptera; Phyllostomidae.
GGCUGCAUUUCCAUGAGCGCCGCCGGCAGCCGCGGAGCUGUAGGACCCCAACCGGGGGGUGAGCUGGGCCUCUGUAGUCAACCACGCACAGGCGGAGGUCCAUUAACUUCAGCAAACUGAGCAUCUGGUGUGCGCCAGCGACACAGCUGUCCAGAUUAACAGCUUUUAGGUAAACCUGAAGGAGAGAUCUGAGCUGACCGGCCCAGCUGCACAACACUUCCAGGACAGUUCCUAUUUCCCGUAGACAGGAACAAAGGACACAGGCCAAGAUGAACGCCAUGCUGGAGACGCCCGAGCUGCCGGCCGUGUUCGACGGGGUGAAGCUGGCCGCGGUGGCCGCCGUGCUGUACGUGAUCGUCCGCUGUUUGAACCUGAAGAGCCCCACCGCCCCGCCUGACCUCUACUUCCAGGACUCGGGGCUCUCGCGCUUUCUGCUCAAGUCCUGUCCUCUCCUGACCAAAGAAUACAUCCCCCCGUUGAUCUGGGGGAAGAGCGGGCACAUCCAGACGGCCUUGUAUGGGAAGAUGGGAAGGGUGAGGUCGCCACACCCGUACGGGCACCGGAAGUUCAUCACCAUGUCUGAUGGAGCCACUUCGACCUUCGACCUCUUCGAGCCCUUGGCCGAGCACUGCGUGGGAGAUGACGUCACCAUGGUCAUCUGCCCCGGCAUCGCCAACCACAGCGAGAAGCAGUACAUCCGAACCUUUGUCGACUAUGCCCAGAAAAACGGCUACCGGUGUGCCGUGCUCAACCACCUGGGCGCCCUGCCCAACAUCGAGCUGACCUCGCCACGCAUGUUCACCUACGGCUGCACCUGGGAGUUCGGAGCCAUGGUGACCUACAUCAAGAAGACAUACCCCCUGACCCAGCUGGUCGUCGUGGGCUUCAGCCUGGGCGGGAACAUCGUGUGUAAAUACCUGGGGGAGACUCAAGCGAACCAAGAAAAUGUCCUGUGCUGCGUCAGCGUGUGCCAGGGGUACAGCGCACUGCGGGCCCAGGAGACCUUCAUGCAGUGGGACCACUGCCGGCGCUUCUACAACUUCCUCAUGGCCGACAACAUGAAGAAGAUCAUCCUCUCCCACAGGCAAGCCCUCUUCGGAGACCAUGUGAAGAAGCCCCGGAGCCUGGAGGACUCGGACCUGAGCCGCCUGUACACGGCCACGUCCCUGAUGCAGAUCGACGACAACGUGAUGAGGAAGUUCCACGGCUACCGGUCCCUGAAGGAGUACUACGAAGAGGAGAGCUGCAUGCGGUACCUGCACAGGAUUUACGUGCCUCUCAUGCUGGUGAACGCAGCCGACGACCCGCUGGUGCACGAGAGUCUGCUGACCAUUCCAAAGUCUCUCUCCGAGAAACGGGAGAACGUCAUGUUUGUGCUGCCUCUGCACGGGGGCCACCUGGGCUUCUUCGAGGGCUCCGUGCUGUUCCCCGAGCCCCUGACGUGGAUGGAUAAGCUGGUGGUGGAGUACGCCAACGCCAUCUGCCAGUGGGAGCGGAGCAAGCUGCAGUGCUCCGACGCGGAGCAGGUGGAGGCCGACCCGGAGUGAGGCCCCCCGGACUCCGGCGCGCUCCAGCCGCCCUCCUCCGGAGCCCGCGUCCCUCACCGGCUGCUCCAGGUGCCCCGCUCCCCCAGUGACCCGGACCUGACCUCGCACCGUCAGCGGGCACCACCGGGCACACCUGUCGUGGGGUGGGCGGCCCUCCCUGGGCGCCCAGGCUAUUUUUGUGCUUAGUUACUGGUUUUCUCCAUUGCAUUGUCAGCCGUGGCGACGAGCGACAGGCCUCUCCCCGUCUGUCCUGUUUCGGCAUAUCACGAUUGCUUUCAAGCCAAUUGCUUCUGGUUUCCCUACGAAACGUGUGUCGGAACAGCCGUUGUGCUUUGCCAGCCAAACGGCUUGUCCCCAAGAACGGUGAAGGAUGUCUGUUAUUUCGUGGUGGUCGGACGUGCCCUUAUGCAGCUCUGGAAAAGAGCUCACCAACCUCAGCCCGCGCUGCAGAUGCAGGUCGGCCCGGGCACCUUGGGGGGCCCCGGGCCCCCAAGGCCACACUGUGGCCCCUCACAUGGCAGAGCAAACUCCCCGAGUCACAAGCCACACUCGUCCCUCACUAUCUCCCGAGAUGGUUUCCCUGCACUUUGCUGGUGACGAGGGUGACCUGGGACACUUAUUAAAAAUUCAGCCUCCCAGCCCCCUCCCCCUGGAGAAGCUGAUUCAGUGGGUCUGGGAAGGGGCCUGGGGAUUUUAGUUUUUGACAAGUGCCCCCGGUGGUUCUCAUCACCAGGCAAAUUUGGGCAACAGUUCUCCGCAAGGCCUUUAAAUUGGGAACAUUUCAGAUUUGAAACUGUGUUAAAAUUCACAGUCCCAGAUGUCACCCAGCUCCCAGGAGUCCCCGGGAGAGCGAGGUCUGCCCUGCACGGCGGCCCCUGUGGGUGCCAGCGUGGGGGCCCGGCUGGGGGUGAGGCUCGUGGGCUGCCCCCGACCCUGCUUCUCCCUGGCGGCACGACCCUGGGACAGUCCCUCUGGACUCGAGUUUCUUCCCCUGGAAAGGGGGGGACCCGGACCAGGUAACAUGCCAAGAUCGCUGCCGGUCCUGAAGUUCAAUGACAAACGCACUUUCCCGGGGUUUGAGAGAACAUCCCUCCGGGGAGCCUGGGCGCUCCCCUCCGUCCGAACUUGCAGAGUCCUCGCUGCCUUUCCCCGUCUUUGUCCUCGGGCCAUCGAAGAUUUUGGUUUUUUGUUUUACCACGCCCUCAUUUGUGUUUUCAUUUUCUUAACCCAGGUCUCUGUAAUUCUGGCUUUUGAUACCAAGCAGUUCAAAAGUUGGACCUGUGUUUGGGGAAAGGUCUUUCCAGCUGAAGGAGGUGGGGUUCUGAAAGCAGAUCUUUAUCUUGAUAGCCUAGUGUGACCUGUUGGGGGGGGUCUUUCCAGAGGGUGUCUGCUCAAGUGACAGUCUUUCGAGCGCUUCCUUCUCCAGUCCUGGGGUACUUGGGUGUUAAAACCCUGCACUUUGAGAAAUCAGCAGCGUCUGUCUGGAACUAUGAGCAAAAUUGCCUGCAUACUUUAAGAUUUCUCCCAGCUUCAUCUCCUUUGCUCCAGGACAGGCAAGAAUAGAAAAAGUGGGUCUGGGUGGAUGCCUAAAGGGUGCAGGGGGGCCACCUGGGGGCUUGGGUGCUGCCCCUGGUGGCCACAGGUGGGUACAGCGUGGGCGUUGGUCCAAGCGACUAGGACAGUUACGUCUGUAGCCUGAAGAGACCAUUUGCUGACCAUCACCAGGUCAUCUUAACAGGUCACAUGAAAAACAGCCAUUCUCUCCGGAGACGGAGACUGCUGUGGCCUCGGCUUUGCGUUGGCUUACCCGAGCACGCACAUCAGACUCAUCCUGGUGACUCUCCGCCAAGUAGUUACUUUUUAGUGCUUUUUCCUUUCCGUGUUGUCCAGCACACAGUGGCACUUUACCAUCUAACCCUCGGUGUGGGCGCUAGUCCUUGCCCCUUGUCACUUUUCCCUCCGCCUGACAAUCACAGCAGUAAUCUGGAAGGUUUGCAGUCCUAUUCCCCACAACCCCUCCGCCUCUUAUGACUUCCCCUGAAAUUAGGUGCACGCAGCCGUGACUGACGGGUUUGCGUGACCGUCCCGGGAAGCGGGUGGCUCCUCUCCAUUUGCCCCAGGUUGCACCUCUGGACUCGCGCUGAGAAAGGAGUGGCCAGGUCCCAGCUCCGUUCAGGAGGAGAGAGGACAGUCCUGUUGUCACUUUCGGGACAACAGGAGUCCUGGGGGCCUGCCCUGCACAGCAGGCUGGGUGGCCCCGUGGAGGAGAGGAGGGGCUGGGGGCGUCUCCUGCGUCGCCACACACCCGGCGUGCGCCCCGCGGCACUGCGGGGGCCGUGUCCCAGCUGCACCCCCUUCCGUGUGCGCCCCGGAAUGGCGCUCAGUUCUUCGGUCUGGCUCACCCGGAGGCCACUGGAGCCCCCUGCUCGGGCCCCAGGCCCUCGGGCAGGGAGAGGAGGAUGGGACCGCGGCUGCUGUCGCACGGGAGAGCGCUCGUGGGCCCCUGCGGGAGAGCACAGGGGCAGGGCACCAGCAGGGAGGCGCGCUUGCCGAGUAAACGGGGGAGGGGCGUUUACACCGGGCCCGCUUGGCCUGCCCCCAGCCUGCCUUUGCUUUUCCCCCUGAAGUCGUUCGUUCCCAGUGGUAGCGUGAGUGCCGUUCCUGUUAGUAAGGUCCUGCUCGGGCUGAAACUAGGCUGAAUUUUCAGAGGGCGCUGGAGCGCUGCCUUUGAGCAUCCGGUUAAGGCUGUAGGUUGCACAGACCACUCUGCCGCAGGAGCGACACAGUGAAAUCCAGGAGGGAGGGAGGCACCCACGCCCGCCCCGGUCGGCCUCCCUGCCUCCUAGACAAUUUUGAGGCCACUGGCGACAAGCAGCUGGUCCGAGUCAAAUGCGGAUUUUCUGGAAAAUGGUGUUGGGUCUCCUUGAUGCGUUUAUGGCAGAAGAGAGUUUAACAGCCUUGAAGAAAACCUCUUAACUUCCCGCUGUGAGUUUGCGCCAGUGAUUCCAGAGCAGAACAGAGAAGGCGGCUGUUUGCAGUCCCGAUAAUCUCGCCAGCUCUCGGUGGCAUUUCACGCUGACAGGGGUCCCCGGGACAGACUGUCUGGUGGCAAUGCACCUUUCUCGGCUUGGCGUUACGGAAGCAGGGUCCAGGAGACUGUCCCUCACUCACACUGGAUGGGGGAGCGAUCGCCUCCCCGCUGAGCCCCCGUCACCUUAGACCGUCUGAGACCACCCCCUCUGCUCGCACAUCACGUCCCUGGACAUUCCCACUCGCCCUCCACAGCUCGUGGAAACGGGUGGGUGCAGGCCCCCGGCCCACCUCCAGGGGACUUGGAGAGGGAGCUACUGCGUUAGGCCUUGCUGGUGAAGACCCUCCACCUUGCCCUUGCCCUGUCUUCAGCUUGGGGGCACCACUGCAACCAGGCAGAUACCCCGUCCUUUCGUGUGACUCAGGCGGAGCCCCGAGAGUUGCCGCAGCAGAAACCCCCCCAGCCGCCGCCUUCACUGACGCCGGCCCUCUGGGCGGCCGAGCGUGUGCGCCUGGCAUCCGAGUGAGAGCGCUGUUUGUCGCCGCCGUGUGACCGGAGAUCAUUUUGCCAGCUCCAGGGAGACCGUGUGCGUGUUCUCGUUUGUGCCGGCCAGGCCAGCAGACGUCCGAGAUGCGAGAGGCUCCCUUUGCUGUGGCGUCGAUUCCGGCUCGGAGCUCAGCUGAAGGCCAGAAACAUCACGCUGAGUUGAGGGAGCUCUCGGGUGUUCAUCUUCGAGGCAGGACAGGAGAGUUACCGAGAAGCCCUCCCCUGCAGCGUCUGCUCACAGCACAUCUGGACUCACUUCCUCUGUCCCGAAAGCCUUAACUCGAACAUCCCCUGGUGCCACGGUGUCGUGGUGCUGGGAUUCCCGUUCUUCUGCCGAGGACGUCUGCGGGGAAGCCACGCGCAAAGCCGGGGGAUUUCUCCCUUCUCUGUGGCCCGUUUGUUCCUUGUUGUGCCAGGAACCCCCACCCUCGGUGACCCGAGGGGCCCAGAACCCACCGACCACCACGUCCCUGACGCCUUUCUUCCUUCUUGGCCUCACUCUGUUGCUCAGAGCCGCUCUAGGCGGCUCGGAUGCUUCCGAAACCAUGAGAAACGGCCUGUCUGGGGCCCGCAGAGGCCCAGCAAUGGAGGGGAGUCAGCUCCCACCUCCAUUCUCUUAGCAGAGGGGAGUGACCCCUCUUCGGGGGGACGGAUUGCUUCUGCCAAACUAUCUGAGGCUGAGGGCAGGGGGAGCGGCCCCUGCUGGCGGCGAGACCGGACUGCUCCCCCAACAAAAGCUGCUCCUCCUGCCUGUGCUGCUGCUGCCGCUGCCCCCGGAUGCUGCAGCCGGCAUCCUUGGGAGCAGGCCGCGGAGUCCAGCUCACCAGCCAUUGUGGACCCCCAGACAGUGCACAGCUGCCCUUUGGCAGAGUUAGCACCCCGCUCCCCAUGUUUUCUGAGCUGUUUGUUUUUCCUGGCAGGUAUGUGGGUGUCUCUAAUGAGUGAGAAGACAUUACUUUCUAUUAAUACUGGUCGGUUAAGCCUUCUUCUUCUGUCAAUUAGUAACAAGAUCUAUAACCUACCUUUUCCCCCUCCCAGUCCCCACAAGCCAAGAAAUCUCCUAUUGCCAUAAGUUGGGGACCGUCCACGUAUCACACCUGCAGACACACCCUUCAUCUCAGUGGGCGUUCUCUUCCCAGCCCACCCAUGCUGAGCAGCCCACCAUCCCCUAGAAUCGUCGCCAACGCCCUCGGGCCCCAGGCUGUUCGUGUGGGUGUAGAGUUAGGUGUCCUUUGGCGUUUGAUUUGGCCUCUUCGGUUUCCCCAAAGCACAAGUCCAUGUAGAACCCUGUCACCUCUCCCAGCAGUGCAGGUGACCCGGGCCUCUCCCGCUGCCUCAGGAAGACCGUCACUGUACCUGAGCUUCUGACUCCUGCCGCUGCAGCUGCCUUAGCAACACCCGGGGGAGGCGAGGGGGGCAGGGACCCGGCGUGCGUCUCCCCCUUCCUGGCUGGACUCCCCUCAACCACGUUCUUCUGUUGGCAGAUCUGCUUCCAGACUGAUUUCCAAGAACCGUCACUUUCACAUUCCUAAUUUUGGUUUUGUUUGCAUUUUCUGAAACUUAAAAUGCUGCCCUGAAAGUAAUGUGUUUCUGAGUUUGUGUUCUGAAAGCCUCCGUGCUGCCGGAUUAUGGGGAGAAACGCGGGAUCCUCCAGCAUCGAGGUGUUUAAGAUUUGCAACUAGCAAUGCAACUUUUUCUAAAUAUGAGGAUAUUUACCUUUAUUAAGGAAUUAUACUAAACAAUGAUGUCCUUGGUCACUUUAUGUUCUUGUAUUAGUUUGGUCCUAUUUUGAUUCUGUGUGGUGGUAAACAAAGAUCAUUACAAGCAAAAACUGUAAUUUUGUUAUCUUUGAUUCGAUGGGAUUUCUUUACUUAAAAAAAUUAAAGACUAAAAACGUG